Selaginella moellendorffii is the source of this 1609-nucleotide messenger RNA. Its product is annotated as pentatricopeptide repeat-containing protein DOT4, chloroplastic-like. The record is from RefSeq and is a predicted model, not a curated record. Gene Ontology annotation, molecular function: protein binding; RNA binding. The transcript is spliced from 3 exons. Lineage: Eukaryota; Viridiplantae; Streptophyta; Lycopodiopsida; Selaginellales; Selaginellaceae. Gene Ontology annotation, biological process: RNA modification. Bases 167 to 1609 code for a protein of 480 amino acids.
CUCGAACCUAUGUAGCAGCAUUGAAGGCUUGUAGCCGUCUGGCAGCGAUGGAAGGCAGCAGUGCAAUGGACGGUAAGGCUGUCAAGACUUGUAUGUGGCGAGCAUUCUUAUAGAUGCGUACGCCAACUCCGGAAGCUUGGUAGACGCUGGAAGAGUCUUCGACUCGAUGGGGUGCCGGAACGUUGUGUCGUGGAAUUCACUCAUACUGGGGCAUGCUGAGAACGGUGAAGAAGAUGUCGCUUUGAAGUUACUUGAGUGGAUGCUGUGCAACAACUCUUGCAAGCCGGACGGUCGGACAUUCCUUGCUGCAGUGAAGGCUUGCACAAAUCUGGCAGUGAAGGAAGCGGUUCGUGAAAGCGACGAGACAGUCGCCAAAGUUCUCUCUUUGGAAAAGGGCCUGGCAGUGCAUCUUCAGCUGACAAGGUGUUGCAAAGACCAAGACGACAUCUUCAUUGCCAACGCACUUGUCGACAUGUACGCAAAGUGUGGGAGCUUGGCGGAUUCUGAGAGGGUCUUUUACGGCAUGAAGAAUCUCACGGUCGUGACUUGGACUUCGCUGAUGCUCGGUUACGUUGACAAUGGCCGACAGGAACUGGCCUUGGAGCUGUUUGUGUCAAUGGCAAACCUUGGAGCUGUUUGUCCACCCAAUGCCAGGACCUUUGUGGCAGUACUCAAGGCUUGCACGGGCAUGGCAGAGAAAGAGGAGGUGACAGUGGUGAACGACAAGUCUUACAAGCAGCUCUCUCUGGAAAAAGGACUGGCUCUUCACUCGGAAGCUGCGAGACGUGGCUGUGACAUCGAAGUGUUCGUCGCAAACACCUUGGUUGACAUGUACUCCAAGUGCGGGAGCUUGGAGGACGCAAGCAGGGUGUUUUACCGGAUGCCACACCGGAACGUGGUGACGUACACGGCGCUGAUAACAGGUUUCUCCGAGACUGGUGAAGCGAAGCUCGCUCUCGAGCUGUUUUCGCUCAUGAAACGAGACGGAGGCUGCGUUCCGGACAGUAAAGCUUUUGCGGCUGUGCUCAAGGCCUGCGGCGGUGCCGUCGACUUGCAAAUGGCGAGAGAGGCUCACGCAGCUGCUUGCAGGCGUGGCCUCGAGAGCGAUCGACUUGUAGCCAACUCCGUGGUAGACACGUACGUGACUUGGACUGCUCUUAUUGCUGGAUAUGCCCGUCAAGGCGACACCGAUCGAGUACUGGCACUUUUCCAUGAGAUGGAAACAGCGGGGUCCCGACCAAACGGUACGACUUUUGUGUCUUUGUUGGCCGCGUUCAGUCGUGCGGGGCUUGUUGACUCUGGGAAACUUUGCUUUCAGGCAAUGCGUUCUCGGUACGGGGUUGAUCCGGGCAUGGAGCACUAUCUGUGCAUGGUGGAUUUGCUCGCACGGGCCAACUUAGUGGAAGCUGCCGUGGAGACUCUGGAGCGAAUGCCAUUCAAACCCGAGGCGCUGGCUUGGAGAACAGUCCUGGGCGCGUGUCAAGAUGGAAACUUCGGAGCCGGGAAGAUUGCUUUCGAGUCACUGGUGGGAGCCAAAGGAGAUCACGCGGCUGCUUACGAUUUGAUGGCGAACAUCCACAGCUGCCUGGCGAGAUCUCUGCACCGGUGA